Salvelinus sp. IW2-2015 is the source of this 1425-nucleotide messenger RNA. Lineage: Eukaryota; Metazoa; Chordata; Actinopteri; Salmoniformes; Salmonidae. The record is from RefSeq and is a predicted model, not a curated record.
AUGCCUCCUCUAAUGAGCGGUUAUGCUGUGGCUGAACUAUCAGUGUGGAUCCUCAUCGACAUCGCAUCUCUUCGCAGCCUGCAGAAUCUGUUCAUAUCCCUGCCAUACAACCCAGCCUUCGCCAUCAGAGAACAAGGCUUCAGAGCUAUCAUCAUCUCUGGUGGUCCUAACUCUGUGUAUGCUGAGGAUGCCCCCUGGUUUGACCCUGCCAUAUUCACCAUUGGAAAGCCUGUCCUGGGUAUCUGUUAUGGAAUGCAGAUGAUGAAUAAAGUUUUUGGAGGAACAGUACACAGGAAGAGUGUGAGAGAGGAUGGAGUGUUCAACAUCGGAUUGGACAACACCUGCUCUCUCUUCAGGGGCCUGCAGAAGGAGGAGCCGGUGCUGUUGACUCAUGGGGACAGUGUGGACAAYGUGGCCGAUGGCUUCAAGGUGGUGGCCCAGUCAGGGAGCAUCAUUGCAGGUAUUGCCAACGAGCAGAAGAAACUGUACGGGACCCAGUUUCACCCGGAAGUGGACCUGACAGAGCGGGGCACAGAGAUAUUACGUAACUUCCUGUUUGAAAUCGCCGGCUGCACUUCCAACUUCACCGUCCAGAACCGCCAGCAGUCCUGCAUCACAGAGAUCCAGGAGAAAGUUGGCAAGUCCAAAGUACUGGUUCUGCUGAGUGGCGGGGUGGACUCCACGGUGUGUACGGCCCUGCUGAACAAAGCUCUGAACAAGGAGCAGGUGAUCGCGGUGCACAUCGACAAUGGCUUCAUGAGGAAAAGAGAGAGCCAGAGCGUUGAGGAGGCCCUCACCAAACUGGGCAUCAACCUCAAAGUGGUGAACGCAGCACACACUUUCUAUAACGGCACYACGACCCUGCCCAUCUCCGACGAAGACCGGACGCCACGGAAACGCAUCAGCAAGACCCUCAACAUGACCACCAACCCUGAGGAGAAGAGGAAGAUCAUCGGAGACACCUUCGUCAAGGUGGCCAAUGAGGUGAUAGGUGAGAUGAACCUGAAGCCGGAGGAGGUGUUCCUAGCCCAGGGCACCCUGAGGCCAGAUCUCAUAGAGAGUGCUUCUCAUCUCGCCAGCGGCAAGGCAGAGGUCAUCAAAACACACCACAACGACACAGAGCUCAUCCGCAAGCUCAGAGACGAGGUUACUCUGGGGAAGAUAGUCAGAAUGCCGGUCAUCCUGACCCCGCGUGCACUCUUGACCGCACGAUUCCUCACAGAGGCAGCCGUGCCUGGUCGGCGCUCUUGUGGUCGUCAGAACGUUCAUCACCAGCGAUUCCAUGACGGGAUACCUGCCACGGCCGGAAAGCACAUCCGCGAGGAGGUGGUGCUGAAAAUGGUGAAUGAGAUCAAGAAGAUCCCUGGCAUCUCCCGGUUGAUGUUUGACCUGACCUCCAAACCUCCCGGACCACAGUGGGAGUAG